Caenorhabditis remanei is the source of this 1032-nucleotide messenger RNA. RefSeq lists its product as uncharacterized. NCBI's taxonomy places the organism in Eukaryota, Metazoa, Nematoda, Chromadorea, Rhabditida, Rhabditidae. Bases 1 to 1032 code for a protein of 343 amino acids. The transcript has 5 exons. The record is from RefSeq and is a predicted model, not a curated record.
AUGCAAUUUCUGGCUUCAUCUCGGAUUUCUGGUAGGAAACAACUCUCGGGGACAGUGAAAACUGAGGGUGGGGAGGAGAGGAGAAGUAGGAGAGUUGCUAGAUAUAGCAUUUCUGGAAAGAAGAUGAUUUUUAGAGAAGUUGGAGAUGUUGGAGAGGUGAGAGCAACUGUGGAUGGAGCAUCUGGGGUGGUUUUAACGUCAGUGGUAGAUUCUGUAGUAGUAGAAGUACUUGUUGAAGAAGUGGUGGGAGCAUCAGUGAGCAGAGUCGUUGCUGGUAGAGUUGUAUUCACAGAAACUGUCGGAGUGGUCGGGGACUGUGCCGUAGUUGUCGUGGGAUUCCCUAGAGUGCCAGUAGAGAUUGUUACGUUCGCUACCGGAGCCUCUGUUGUUUCUUCAGCUGGUGUAACCUCUUCGGAAGAUGCUGUGACUUGGCGAGUUGAAGAGACCGGAAGAGUUGUUGGAGCCACUGUUGUUGAGUUGGUGGUCGAAGUGUUGGGGUUUGAUGUUGGAUUAGGUGAUGGAAUAACCCAGCAUCUAGAUUUCACCUUUUGGAUUUCAGUUAAGGUUGCAUUGCAAAGAAGCACCUCGUCGGUGCAGUGCUGGAAUAUAGAAGUUGAUACAAUGACUGCCCAAUAUUACAUUUUCUAUUUAUUCAUCGGUGUGAAAAUCUUCAUAAUUUUUUAUCACUGGUAUCAAUAUUUGAAUGAUUCGGAGAACGUAGAAGAAGAGAAAAAAAUCAAUAAGAAAAAACGGCGGAUUGUUAUAUUUGGAUGGACUGUCGGACAAUGCGAAUAUUACAUGUCUAUGCUGAAUAUGCCAAACGUGUUUCCGUUGAUACUCGUAUUCUCCUUCGAUAUUCUGUUGGCAGCCCUAUUAAUGCAAUUCAAUUUAUAUGUGGAACCGAAUUUAGAAGAAGCAAAAAGAUUUGAGAUAUUGGAUGGGAGUGAGGAUAGUUCGACAAAGAAAGAGAUUUUUGAGAAUCCGAACAAUUGGCUUCAGAAGUGUAAGAAGAAGAAAAAGAAAAUUGAUUGA